CAUUUCAUGUUAUAUAUAUUGGUAGAAUCCGAAUAGGACAGUACGUCGAAGUAUAUAUAUACAAUAAACCGCAACUCAUGCUUGCUCUCCUUCAUCGCAUUGCCUGAUCCCUUGAUUUUUUACGAGCAUCGCGGAGAACUCGAUGGGGUCGGAAGCGGCGGCGCCGAGCUUCUUCUGGGGCGAUUCCCCGGGCGAGGAGGAGUACUACACGUGCCAGGGGGUGCGCAACACCCAGUCCUACUUCGACACCAAGCACGGCCGCCUCUUUACCCAGUCCUUCCACCCCAUCGAUCGCGCCACCGGGGAGCUCCUCCCCGUGAAGGCGCUCGUCUUCAUGACCCACGGAUACGGCUCCGACUCCGGCUGGCUCUUCCAGAAGAUCGCCAUUUCCUAUGCCACCUGGGGCUACAAAGUCUACUGCGCCGAUCUCCUCGGCCACGGCCGCUCCGACGGCAUCCGCUGCUACCUCGGCGACAUGGAGUCCGUCGCCGCCGCCUCCCUCUCCUUCUUCCUCUCCGCCCGCCGCGAGCAUCCGUCCCUGCCGGCCUUCCUCUUCGGCGAGUCCAUGGGCGGCGCGGCCACCCUCCUCAUGUACCUCCGCACCCCGGAGCCGGAUGUCUGGACGGGCCUCAUCUUCUCCGCGCCGCUCUUCGUCAUCCCCGACGACAUGAAGCCCUCCCGCGUCCGCCUCUUCCUCUACGGCCUCCUCUUCGGCCUGGCGGACACGUGGCAGGCGAUGCCGGACAACAAGAUGGUGGGGAAGGCCAUCAAGGACAGGGAGCGGCUCCGGAUCAUCGCCUCCAACCCGCGGCGCUACACGGGGCGGCCCCGGGUGGGCACCAUGCGCGAGCUCGCCCGGAUCUGCGACUACUUCCAGGCCAACUUCGACAAGGUGACGGCCCCCUUCCUGACCGUCCACGGCACCGACGACGGCGUCACCUCGCCGGCGGGGUCCCAGAUGCUCUACGACAAGGCCCCCAGCGAGGACAAGACGCUCAUCCUCUACGAGGGGAUGUACCACUCCCUCAUCCAGGGGGAGCCCGAGGAGAACAGCCAGCGCGUCCUCGCCGACAUGCGGGCUUGGAUCGACGACCGCAUCCGCCGGUACGGGGGACCCAAGCCCAACGUCGACGGCAACUGCAACUGCAACGGCAACGGCAACGGCAACGGCGCGGCCUACUACAAUAAUUAUAAGUAACUAUUUAAUCAAUUGAUUUGGAAAAACUUGUACUUACUACGUAUAAUUACAUGUUAAUAUAUAGUAUAUAACAUAAUAUUUGGGAUGCCCAUGAUACGAAACUCGGUCAGGUCGUUCCGUGGUGGUGGAAUUCCUAUGUAUUACAUACAUCAUCACUAUGAUAAUGAGAUUAUUACUUCUCAAGAAAACAAAUAUUUUAGAUCUAAGCGGUUGAUAGGUUGGUAAGUUGACACUAGAAAUCGACGUUUUACUUGUGCGGGGGUUGACCGGCCUCCCACCAACCCCCGGCAUCGGAAUCUAUUUUGCUUGUUAA
This is a messenger RNA of Phoenix dactylifera (date palm), 1511 nucleotides long. RefSeq names its product caffeoylshikimate esterase-like. The record is from RefSeq and is a predicted model, not a curated record. Lineage: Eukaryota; Viridiplantae; Streptophyta; Magnoliopsida; Arecales; Arecaceae.